UAACUGGCAAGUGGCAGAUGCCAAGCGGCAAGUGGCAACCAUGAAAUGAAGAAUUCUGUUAGGAUUAUUUGCCUUGAAAUUAUCUGGAUACCAGGAACCAACUAGCAGAUGGCGUCGUAUAACCUAACCAUGUCAAUUUGAUGUUUCGCCUUACACGUGCUUGUAUGGUAAGAGAAUUUGCCGUUUAAAUCCAUGUCCUUUAUAAUACAUUUUCAAGAGUGAAAUAGCAAAGAAAAAAAUCAACAAUGGGAAAAAAGUCUAAAAUUGGAAAGCAGCGGCGGGAUAGGUAUUAUUAUUUAGCUAAGGAGACGGGUUACAGAUCGAGAGCUGCUUUUAAGUUAAUUCAGUUAGAGCGAAAAUUUCGAUUUCUUCAAACAUCAAGAGUAUGCAUAGACUUGUGUGCAGCUCCUGGAGGAUGGAUGCAAGUGGCGCACGAAAACAUGCCAGUAUCCUCUAUAAUAAUUGGCGUUGAUUUGUUCCCAAUCAAGCCAAUUCCAGGAUGUCUAAGUAUUAUUGGUGACAUUACAACGGACAAGUGUUGUACUGAUCUAAGUCGUGAGUUAAAAACAUGGAAAGCGGAUUUAGUUCUUAAUGAUGGUUCGCCUAAUGUUGGUAAAAAUUGGUUGAUCGAUGCGUAUCAACAGUCAGUUUUGACCCUUUCGGCUUUAAAAUUAGCAACUAAAUUCUUGAGACGAGGAGGUUGCUUCAUAACCAAAGUCUUCAGGUCAAAAGAUUACAACCCUUUACUUUGGGUUUUCAAGCAGUUAUUCAAAAAGGUACAUGCGACUAAGCCUCAGGCGUCGCGUAAUGAAUCUGCUGAAAUUUUUGUAGUUUGUCAGCAUUAUUUUGCGCCCGAUAAACUCGAUUCAAAACUUUUAGAUCCAAAACAUGUAUUUGCAGAAGUUGAUUUGGAACCACAAAAUAAAUUAAAUAUAUUUAAUCCUGAAAAACAAAAAAAGGCUAAGCCACUGGGUUAUCCGGAAAAUGACUACACAUUAUAUCACAAGCUGUCUGUUAAGGAUUUCAUCGCCAAUGUAAGUGGUAUAGACGCUUUGCAAAAUAUAUCAGAAAUUGUUAUAGAUGAUGAAAAUAUACUGAAUCAUAAGAAAACUACCAAUGAGGUUAUCGAAUGUUGUAAAGACAUUAAAGUAUUGGGCAGAAGAGAGUUACGUUUACUUUUACAAUGGUGGAAAGUUUUAAAAGAUGAAUUUCAUAAAGAGGAAACUGAUAACAAAGAAAAGCAUGAUUUGGAAGAGGAAAAUGUAGAGGAAAAACCAAAGACAUUAGAAGAAGAGGAAGACAUGGAAGAUGAACAAAUUAUUAAAGAUAUUCAAAAAUUGAAAGAAGAAAAAGCAAAGGAGUUGAAAAGAAAAAGAAAAAAAAUUAACAAAGAAAAAAAUAAAUUAGCUAAAAAGAUUAAUUUGAAAAUGGUUAUUAAAGGUGAUCAAGGACCAAUUAUGGAAUGUGACGAUAUGUUUAGUCUAAAGCAAAUUGAAACGAUCGAUCAUUUAAAAAAAAUUGAAAAUCAAUGCCCAGAUCUGCUUGCUGAAAGUGACAAUGAUUCCGAUGAUGUUCAAACUCCGAAAAUAGUAAAAUAUGAAAAAGGCACCGGUCAUUUAGAUAGUAAAGGUUUAUAUUAUAAAGAUGAUGAGAGUGAAUUAGAAUUUUCUGAAGAUGAUAGUUCAAGUUACAAGUCAGGAUUAGACUUGAGUGAAUCUGAAGAGGAAGAAAAAAUUAUUGCACCCAUUCCGAAGAAGGUGAAGUUUGUAGAAAACGAAAAUCCUUUAUUAACAGAUUUAGAUUAUCGAGAUAAAGAAUCAAAAAAAUUGACCAAGGCAAAAUUGUGGUUCGAUAGAGAUGUAUUUAAAAAUUUAGAAAAUGAAAGGCAUGAUGAUAUCGAAAUAGACAAAAUGAUCGAAGUUUAUAAGAAAAUGGGUGGUAAAAUUUUGGGACAAAAUGAUAAUGACGAUUCUGAAGAUAAUAAAAUGAAUAAAGAUGACAUUAGCGAUUAUAAAGAUGAUAAUAAUGAUUCUGACUACAACUCAGACUAUAAUACAGAAGAUGUGAUGGCAUCUGUAACAGAGUCUAAUAAUAAGACGAAAAAAAACAAAGUUAAUGUUAUAUUAAAAGAUAAACCGAAGAAGAAGAAAGAAAAAAGAAAAUUAACGACCGAAGGUCUUGCCUUGGGAUCAUUAUUAGUUCAAAGUAAAAAAUCUCGUAGAGAGAUAACGGAUGCAGGUUGGAAUCGAUUUGCAUUCAAUGACGAAAAUUUGCCCGAUUGGUUUGUCGAAGAUGAAUCAAAACAUAUGAAAAAAGAAACACCAGUACCAAAAGAACUUGUAAGUGAUUACAAAAAGCGUUUACAAGAUAUAACAGCAAAACCGAUUAAAAAAGUUAUGGAAGCAAAGGCACGGAAAAAGAAACGAGCAUUGCGUAAAAUAGAAAAAGCAAAGAAGAAAGUUGAGAAUGUAAUGGAUAAUACUGAAAUUAGUGAGAGAGAAAAGGCAAAACAAAUAAAAUCUUUAUAUAGAAAUGCAGUUAAAGAACCGAAAAAGGACGUGACUUAUGUUGUAACAAAGAAAUACAUGGCUCAGAAACGAGUGGUUAGGCCCUCGAAUGUCAAAGGACGAUACAAAGUCGUUGAUCCUAGAAUGAAGAAGGACAUGCGUGCACGAAAAGCAAAGGAGAAGACGAAAGGUCGUGGGAAGAAAACUAAAAGUAGCAAGCCCUCAAAAGGAAAAUCACGAACAGAAAGAAACGGAAAGAGGAAGAAAUAAUUUACCGUUUAUUUAGCAACAUAUUUCUAUAAUUUUAUUGUUUUACAUAAAAUAAGUAUGUAAAUAAUUGAUUCAACGAUAUUUAAUUGAUGACAUUAUUAAUACAGAAUCGUUAUCAGUGAUGGGACCAGUUUCUCAUAACACUAAUUUAUUAAUUGAGUUG
Molecule: messenger RNA, 2940 nt
Organism: Ceratosolen solmsi marchali
Lineage: Eukaryota; Metazoa; Arthropoda; Insecta; Hymenoptera; Agaonidae
Product: pre-rRNA processing protein FTSJ3
Exons: 5
Coding region: 246-2777 (843 amino acids)
Biological process (GO): maturation of LSU-rRNA from tricistronic rRNA transcript (SSU-rRNA, 5.8S rRNA, LSU-rRNA); rRNA methylation; maturation of 5.8S rRNA from tricistronic rRNA transcript (SSU-rRNA, 5.8S rRNA, LSU-rRNA)
Cellular component (GO): nucleolus; nucleus; preribosome, large subunit precursor
Molecular function (GO): rRNA (uridine-2'-O-ribose)-methyltransferase activity; rRNA (guanine) methyltransferase activity
Source: RefSeq, a predicted model, not a curated record